Messenger RNA from Bacillus rossius redtenbacheri, 1505 nucleotides. Its product is annotated as ADP,ATP carrier protein 2. The record is from RefSeq and is a predicted model, not a curated record. The transcript has 4 exons. Gene Ontology annotation, biological process: mitochondrial ATP transmembrane transport; mitochondrial ADP transmembrane transport; negative regulation of mitochondrial outer membrane permeabilization involved in apoptotic signaling pathway. Bases 124 to 1032 code for a protein of 302 amino acids. Gene Ontology annotation, molecular function: ATP:ADP antiporter activity. Lineage: Eukaryota; Metazoa; Arthropoda; Insecta; Phasmatodea; Bacillidae. Gene Ontology annotation, cellular component: mitochondrial inner membrane.
GGUGAGGUAUCUGCUGCUGACGACGAUCGUUGAUUUGUCCUCUCUGUGCCCGCAGCAGUUCGACGGGUUGGCGGUACGACUUGUUACUCCUCUCGGUAAAGUGUCUAGGAAAACUCAAACAUCAUGAAUUCAGGUCUAGCAGAUCCAGUUUCCUUUGCGAAGGAUUUUAUUGCCGGUGGUGUUUCUGCCGCGAUAUCAAAAACCGCCGUCGCCCCUAUCGAAAGGGUGAAGUUGCUACUUCAAGUUCAACACAUUUCGAAGCAGAUUUCUGAAGAACAGCGUUACAAGGGUAUGGUGGACUGUUUUGUCCGCAUACCCAGAGAACAAGGCUUUUUAAGUUUUUGGCGUGGUAACUUUGCCAAUGUGAUAAGAUACUUCCCAACUCAGGCACUGAAUUUUGCCUUUAAGGACAAGUACAAGCAGAUAUUCUUGGGAGGAGUUGACAAGAAUACUAUGUUCUGGCGGUAUUUCCUGGGAAACUUGGCUUCUGGUGGUGCAGCUGGUGCAACCUCCCUCUGCUUUGUGUACCCCCUUGACUUUGCUAGGACCAGGUUGGCUGCAGAUGUAGGCAAAGGUUCCGGUGAGAGAGAGUUCUCAGGUCUUGGCAAUUGCUUGUCAAAAAUCUUCAAGUCUGAUGGCUUGGUUGGCCUGUACAGAGGUUUUGGAGUGUCUGUGCAAGGUAUCAUUAUCUACAGAGCUGCGUACUUUGGUUUCUUCGACACUGCAAAAGGCAUGCUGCCAAACCCCAAGAGCACACCGUUCCUCAUUUCAUGGGCAAUUGCACAGACUGUGACGACAGUAGCCGGCAUUGUGUCAUACCCCUUUGACACCGUACGUAGGCGCAUGAUGAUGCAGUCUGGUCGUGCCAAGGCUGACAUUGUGUACAAGAACACACUGCACUGCUGGGGGACCAUCUACAGGUCAGAGGGUGGCAAGGCCUUCUUCAAGGGUGCCUUCUCCAAUGUCCUCAGAGGAACCGGUGGUGCUCUCGUGCUGGUGUUGUACGAUGAACUGAAGGCAAUCAUCGCUUAGAAGUCCAGUGACAGUACGCAGCAGCAUUAUAAAUUCCAACAUUCGUGGUCGUUACCAUAUGACGCGAGAUGGCGGCCAGUUCCUCCGUGAUGGAAGCUUAGCUUGAUCGAGAAUGUAUAAUUUGUGGAAGUUAGUGACUUUCUUUUCCUUCACCACCACUGCAUACAUCAUUCAGAGGAACUGUGAUACGCAUUUCAAAUAUAUGGACACAUGUAGGAUGCAAAUAAUGUAAAUUAUCCAAAAAGACUUGUACUCAAUUUUCUGUUGACCUGAUAAACCUCGAACGAUAUGAAUGUUGAUCUAUUGAGCUGCGGGCAGCAGUGUACUGUUUAGCUUUUAUUUGACCCACCCAUUUCUUUUGACUUGUUUGAUUCAACGUCUCUUCAAACGUAAGGCAAUUCAGUUGUGUAUACAUUGUAUACAGUUGUGUUAACAUAAUUGUAAAUUAAAAUAAUGGGUGUUCAACAUGGAAA